CUGCUUGAGCCUGGAUUGACUAUCGAUCUAGUAGAGUCACAGAGAGAGGGAGAGACAGAAAGAUCUUCCCUGGUUCACUCUCCUGAUGUCUACAAGGGCCGGAGCUGAGCUGAUCCGAAGCCAGGAGCCGGAGCUUCUCCUGGGUCUCCCAUGCAAGUUCAGAGGCCCAAGCACUUGGGCCAUCUUCAACUGCUUUCCCAGGCCAUAGCAGAGAGCAGGACCAGAAGUGGAGCAGCCCGGACUUGAACCUAUGCCCAUAUGGGAUGCCAGCACUGCAGGUUGGUUUGACUUCCACAAAUGCAGAACUAAGAGGAUUUAUAGCUCAGAAUCUCAAUCCAGCAAAAGGUAACAUUUCAUUUGUCGCAUUUCCCGUUUCCAGCACCAACUCACCAACAAAGAUUUUACCAAAAACCUUAGGACCAAUAAAUGUGAAUGUUGGACCCCAAAUGAUUAUAAGCACACCACAGAGACUAACCAGUUCAGGAAGUGUUCUGAUUGGGAGUCCAUACACCCCUGCACCAGCCAUGGUUACUCAGACACACAUAGCAGAAGCUACUGGCUGGGUCCCAAGUGAUAGGAAACGGGCUAGAGAAUUUAUCGACUCUGAUUUUUCAGAAAGUAAACGGAGUAAAAAAGGAGAUAAAAAUGGAAAAGGCUUGAGACAUUUCUCAAUGAAAGUGUGCGAGAAAGUUCAGCGGAAAGGUACAACAUCGUAUAAUGAGGUAGCUGAUGAGCUGGUGUCAGAGUUCACCAAUUCAAAUAACCAUUUGGCAGCUGAUUCGCAGGCUUACGACCAGAAGAACAUUAGGCGAAGAGUUUAUGAUGCUUUAAAUGUGCUAAUGGCGAUGAACAUAAUUUCAAAGGAAAAAAAAGAAAUUAAGUGGCUCGGUCUGCCCACCAACUCUGCCCAGGAGUGUCAGAACCUGGAGAUAGAGAAGCAGAGGCGGAUAGAGCGAAUAAAACAGAAGCGGGCCCAGCUGCAGGAGCUCCUCCUACAGCAAAUUGCUUUUAAAAACUUGGUACAAAGAAAUCGGCGGAGUGAACAGCAGAACCAGGGCCCUCCAGCACAGAACUCCACCAUUCAGCUGCCAUUUAUAAUCAUCAACACAAGCAAGAAGACAGUGAUAGACUGCAGCAUCUCCAGUGACAAGUUUGAGUAUCUUUUCAAUUUUGACAACACCUUUGAGAUCCAUGACGACAUAGAAGUGCUGAAGCGGAUGGGCAUGUCCUUUGGCCUGGAGUCGGGCAAAUGCUCUCUGGAGGAUCUGAAACUUGCAAAAUCUCUGGUGCCAAAGGCUUUGGAAGGCUACGUCACAGACAUCUCCACGGGUCCCGCUUGGUUACAUCAGGGACUUCUGCUGAACUCCACCCAGGCCGUCUCCAGCUUGGACCUGACCCCAGGGGCCGCCUUGCCGCAGUCGAGCGUGAGCCAGGGCUUGUGCUUGGAUGCUGAAGUGGCCUUGGCGACCGGGCAGCUGCUCGCCCCCCACAGCCAGCAGUCCAGCAGCGCCGCCUCUCACUGCUCCGAAUCCCGAGGGGAGACCCCCUGCUCCUUCAACGACGAAGAUGAGGAAGACGACGAGGAGGAUUCCUCCUCCCCCGAAUAAAGACAGGAGAAAACCCGCGUUUUUAAUCUGC
Molecule: messenger RNA, 1638 nt
Organism: Lepus europaeus (European hare)
Lineage: Eukaryota; Metazoa; Chordata; Mammalia; Lagomorpha; Leporidae
Gene: TFDP2
Product: transcription factor Dp-2
Exons: 13
Coding region: 264-1607 (447 amino acids)
Biological process (GO): regulation of cell cycle; regulation of transcription by RNA polymerase II
Cellular component (GO): nucleus; transcription regulator complex
Molecular function (GO): DNA-binding transcription factor activity, RNA polymerase II-specific; RNA polymerase II transcription regulatory region sequence-specific DNA binding
Source: RefSeq, a predicted model, not a curated record